CCUCCAUACAUUCCAAGGAUGGCAGGUUACAGUGGUAGACCAGACGAAGGUGUAGAUGUCCCAUUUCGCCCGUAUUUAUCGCCAUAUCCCCCGCCCCCGCAGUCAUCCACACGGUACCGCUCACCAGGAGCCAGCGGAGAGGCUACUCCCCCGUCUUCAGCGCGGUCAUUUUUAGCUUUUGUAUGUCUAGGAUUGUUACGUUUUCAAUGCAGAUAGAUAUGGAUACACACUUGCUUGAUUGCUAGCCGGGCGCCCUUUGGAUUGACUAUCCCUGCGGUAAUAACACGGCGGUACGGUAGCUUAGGCGGCGGACCCAAGGAAUGUGCAGGUUUCUAUCGCUGCAAGUGUGUUUGUGGCUCCGGGUGUGGUGCUAUUGUUGUCAAUCUGAAUUUUACACCGCGGUUGUUCAGACCGAAUAACCAGAGACUCGUGGGAAAUAAAUUGUUCGACCGGGCCCCCUUGGCGCACUAUAUCUCUGCCAUGCUAGUGUUGAUAAUAGAUACCGUUCCCCGCCCAGAGGCAUAUAUUCUGGAAAAAUCUGGAUGCUAAUAUGCGGUUCUCAGUCAUCACCACAACUCCCCAAUCGUUUAACACUCUGAGUAUUCACAAGUUAAAUAUCGACUGAGGUGAGAUCCUGGCGCUAUAUCACUCAUUUCAAAGCCAGAACUGACCACCGCGAAAGGUAUCCGCAAGACUGGGAUCAUCUACUUUGCCGUGUUUGCCUUUGCCCUAAUACCAAUACUUCUGAUCGGCAACCUCAUCCCUUCCAACACUCCACGCCAGAAUUUUGAAAAGCGGGGAGACUUGAUGGAAAAAACCUUGACUGUCCUCUUCGCUUCCGGUAUUCUCGGCUAGUGUUGUGCACGAGCCGAGCCGGGCUCGAGCCCUUCGAGCCUGGGGGGCCUCGAGCCAAGUGGACUCGAGCCUAGGUGGUCACUAGGCGCGAGCCGGCUCGAACAGGGGUCCACGAGCCGACUCGAGCCAGGAAUUGGACUCGGUGAUAGUGGGAAGGUCAUUUGGCUAGUUGUAUUUGUUUUCAAGUUGCUAUAUACAAUUUUUGGUUGAUUUGAGUGAUAAUGGCAGUGUGUAGAGGUAUCGUGGCCACUUUAGACUCAAGCCUCUUGGCGGCUCGAGCCGGCUCGUGAACAACACUAUUCUCGGCACUCCCCCCGUGCCAUUCUCAAGCUCCAGAUAGUGUCAUAUAGUGUUCACACUGACCGAAACAGCGUUAUCCACCGCUCUUCAUGCAGAAAAAUCAGUCAUGCGCCGGCGGGUUAUGCAUCCGGGUUGGUUCAAUAACCGCGCGUCAAUACAUGUAUCCACA
Messenger RNA from Tuber aestivum (summer truffle), 1324 nucleotides. Lineage: Eukaryota; Fungi; Ascomycota; Pezizomycetes; Pezizales; Tuberaceae. The record is from the annotation of a GenBank genome assembly.